Molecule: messenger RNA, 2061 nt
Organism: Exaiptasia diaphana
Lineage: Eukaryota; Metazoa; Cnidaria; Anthozoa; Actiniaria; Aiptasiidae
Product: outer dense fiber protein 3
Exons: 4
Coding region: 179-928 (249 amino acids)
Cellular component (GO): cytoskeleton
Source: RefSeq, a predicted model, not a curated record
CACGCUUUUGUUUAGRGUCUGAAAGAAGACUUUUCCUUGCGCGYUGUUUGAUAAUUUGGAAACACAUCGUUUAAAAAAUCAACUUAUCGUGGCUCUGACCUGAGGGMAAUCAAUCAUAGUUUAGGAAUCUGGUGGUUUUGAGGAGAAUUUAGCACAGACAGUGUUCAAGACGAUCAACAUGUCAGCUCAACAGCGAAAUCGACCCCAGAUUGCAGCUAUGUUCCGCGGGCCGGGACCUGCAAAAUAUCUUCUGCCUGGCACUUGUGGRUAUACUGUACAUGAUCCUAGUAAGAACAAGAAACCAGCGUACAGUUUUGGCUUGAAAUCAUUUUCAAAUAUCAAAAGUACAGGUCCUGGACCAGCUUAUCUUGUCCCGUCGAACAUGACCCGCACUGGCAAAGAUGGCACCCCAGCUUAUACUCUGCACGAUAGAACUUCCUUACUGAAUUCUUUUCAAACUCCGGCUCCAGGCGCAUAUGCACCAGAGAAACAGCAAGUACCCCGUCAAAGAACAGCUCCAUCAUACUCUUUUGGAUUGCGAACACCAUACUCAAGACGGGACCCAACUCCUGCAGCUAAUGCCUAUUCUCUCCCAAAUAUCCUGGGACCAAAAUCUGUUGGUAAAARAUCUCUUCCAGCUUAUUCCAUGACAGGAAGAUCAAAAAUUGGAGGAUUUCAUGAAGAUUUGCAGAGGACUCCAGGUCCAGGGACAUACAAAGUAACAGACCCCAAUAUCUUCAAAAACAGAAAACCAAUUUUUUCAAUGAAUGGUCGCAACUUUAUACCUGGUGAUAACACACAGAAACCAGGUCCUGGAGCUCAUUAUCCAGAAAGAGUUUAUAUUACAAAAAGAGCAGCACCAGGUUAUACGUUUGGACAAAGGCAUUCAGAAUAUAUUGCUCCCCUUAUUGUGGACCCUGUYGACUGAUGUACAUGUAUAAACAGUGCAUAUCUUAAUAUAUCAUACAUUUGGCGCUGCCUUCUUUAGCAAAGUAUAUAUAUUCUUCUUAGGAAACUAUUUCAAAGUUUUGGUGUUGUCUUUUUCGAUUCUCUUGUGAAAACUUUGUCCUUUGGCAUGGCAGCCUWCAGUAAGGUAUCCCCUUCUUCUGCAUCAUUACAAGUUCAGAUCAUAGUAAUAGAGUACAAAUUUCAAAUUGUUGUUUUUAUUAUCAUUUUUUAGCAUAAUAAUGAUAUUUCUUUAGCUUUUGUUGUGUGAUUAUGAUCGUCUUUGUUGCCUCAGGAUUCCACAUAAAGUCUAAUUGAUACAUUAAGUAYUCUGGAAUGACUUUAAAGCAAUCAAUAUUUUUGAAAAAAAUUUCUCCAUCAUAWUGCAUUAUUCAAAAGGUCAUAUAUAUCACAUUGUUGAUAUUUUUUGAUCAUAUUUUUCUAUUUCUGGCAUGAAAAACUAGAAAAUUUCAGAUUAAUCAGAUGUUUUGAAGACAUUCCAGUGUUCUAUUACUUAAUGUUAUAAAAUAUUAUAAGUUUUAUCAUUUAUAUCAUUUUUGUUUUUGUGGGAGGGGGAGAGGUGGGAAUGAGGGAAAGGGCAUUCUUUUCUUGACAUUGAGUGAUGAAAGUGCAUCAAAGCUACAUGUAUAAAUUACGUGUAAAUUUCUUUUCAAAGAAAGGAUUUCAUAUGACUUUGCAAAAAAAAACAGCAAUUUCAUUUUGUGUCUGUGUAGCGAUGUGUUCAUGAAUCACUAUAUAUUCAUUUGGCAUCRCUAUGAGACAAGACUCCAAGACCAUAUUAUGUCCAUUCCAUUAUCCACAUUCCUUUGUGCGGUCACAUAUGAAAUCUGACCUGUUCUACAUGUGGUGAUGACAAUACUUGUCUGCUCGCUACUUUCAGGAUAAUGAUAUCAGUCAGUAGACCAGUCAUGUAUUCCUAUUUGAAAAGAAACAAAAAUAUUGAAGCUAGAAGUAAGUCAUUCUGUACAUUAUACUGUACGUUUUGUCAAAGUGAAUAUAGCAGGGCUAGAAGCCAGCUGUAUAGCAUUCUUUAAGCUUCAAUUCUUUGUAAAUAAUUAUUGCUCUAUUUAGUGAAUAAAAAGUGCUAAAAAUGGA